AUUGAUAGAAAAAUAAAAUCAUAGAAGGAAAGUGAAGAGCCUACAGAACUGGUUGGGUCUUACUGUUGAUAGGUGAAGGACAGUGGCAGCCCUGUUUUAAUAUUCUCCGUGUCACUCUCGUCAUUUUGUUUUUUCUUUGCGCUUUGUUCCUUUUGUCUCCUUUCCCUUUGUUUUAUUUUCAUAGGGAUGUCCCAGAUGCAGCUGGCCCACCAUGGCCCCCAUGGCCUAGGACACCCCCAUGCUGGGCCUCCAGGCUCUGGAGGACAACCACCACCCCGGCCACCUCCUGGAAUGCCGCAUCCUGGACCUCCUCCCAUGGGCAUGCCCCCCCGAGGGCCUCCUUUUGGAUCUCCCAUGGGUCAUCCAGGCCCCAUGCCUCCGCAUGGUAUGCGCGGGCCUCCUCCAUUGAUGCCCCCUCACGGAUACACUGGUCCUCCAAGGCCCCCUCCCUACGGCUACCAACGGGGGCCCCUCCCUCCACCCAGACCCACUCCACGGCCCCCAGUUCCCCCUCGUGGUCCACUUCGGGGCCCACUUCCUCAGUAAAUUGCCGUCCUUUGUCUCCCUCUUACACCCUCCCAGUACCGCCAUUUCUUGGACCAAUCAGAGUUGCUGCAGCUUGUCAGGGCUAGUGCACUGCCCCUCAGCAACUCUGUCCCUGUUUCAGUGUCAUUUUUCCACAGGGGGGUUUUUCUUCAUUUCUGUUUCAAAAUGUUGGUCCAAAUUGUUUUACAGAUGUAUAGAGAAAAUAAAAGUAUACUUCUUA
Molecule: messenger RNA, 766 nt
Organism: Alexandromys fortis (reed vole)
Lineage: Eukaryota; Metazoa; Chordata; Mammalia; Rodentia; Cricetidae
Product: splicing factor 3B subunit 4-like
Exons: 2
Coding region: 187-546 (119 amino acids)
Source: RefSeq, a predicted model, not a curated record